GAUCAAACUUCCCUCCCAUCAUCAUCAGCAGCAACAGCAGCAGCAGCAGCGUGCUGUGAGUAUAUGAGUGAGUGUGCAGUCAGAUCAUUGAACAAAUGCGAAGCGAGAACGACCUCCCCGGUCUACACCGGUUCAGUGUUUUUGGAGCCUAACCUGUGGGUCGGUGCACUGCUGUGAAAAGCAUGAAAACUGGGAUCCAGCCGCUCACAGGACGAGUGAGAAGAAGGUGCGCACCAACGAGCUGAACCCUCAGGGCUGCCAGUAGGGAACCAUGUGCAGCUCCCUGAGCCCCAAACAGCCCAGUGGCCCCGGCCUGACAGACAUGCAGCAGUACCAGCAGUGGCUUUCUAGUCGACAUGAAGCCAGCCUGCUGCCCAUGAAGGAAGACCUGGCGCUGUGGCUCACUAAUAUGCUCGGUCUGGAAAUCACUGCUGAGAGUUUCAUGGAUCGCUUAGACAAUGGCUUCCUGUUGUGCCAGCUGGCUGAGACACUACAGGAGAAGUUCAGGCAGAGUAAUGGAGACGUGCCUGUCCCUGGCAACGGCAAGCAGAGCAUUCCCUAUCGGAGGAUCCCGUGCCGACAGAGUGCUCCCUCUGGAUCUUUCUUUGCGCGCGACAACACAGCAAACUUCCUGGCCUGGUGUCGUGAGGUUGGAGUUGGAGAAACCUGUUUGUUUGAGUCAGAGGGUUUAGUUCUUCACAAGCAGCCACGAGAAGUGUGCCUCUGUCUUUUAGAGUUGGGUCGGAUAGCAUCAAGGUACAAUGUGGAGCCCCCUGGCCUUAUAAAGCUGGAGAAAGAGAUUGAGCAAGAAGAGAAGGCGCCGCUACCUCCUCCAUCACCUGUGUCCCCAACUCCGCCCGUCCUUGCGUCCCCCUCUUCAUCUCCUUCCCCGUCUCCCACCCCCUCCCCGACUCCUGCCAAAGCGACUUCUGCCAAAAAAAGUACAGGGAAGCAGUUGGACGAUGCUGUAAGACAUAUCGCUGAUGAUCCACCCUGCAGGUGUAUGAAUAAAUUCUGCGUCGAGAGACAGUCACAGGGUCGAUACCGUGUCGGGGAGAAGAUGCUCUUUAUUCGGAUGCUGCACAACAAGCACGUGAUGGUCCGAGUGGGCGGAGGCUGGGAGACCUUUGAGAGCUACCUGCUUAAACACGACCCGUGCCGCAUGCUCCAGAUCUCCCGAGUGGAGGGCAAGAUGUCCCCCAUCGGCGGCAAGUCCCCCAACAUCAAGGACCUCGCCCCCGACAGCUACCUGGUGGUGGCGGCGCACUACCGCAGCAAGAAGUGAGGACUGUUUCAACGUCCCGUUAGUUAGUGAAGAGGACACGGAGCGUGACUUUGUGCAGCGGUUAACUCCGUAGCUGAAUGAGGUGGAGGAUAUGGCUUCGUGACACAUCUAUGUAAAUAUCAGAGCUACAGCACAGCGGCAUUGAUGAAAAACACACUUGUGUGAUAAUAUCGCGGGUUAAAGGUCAUUCGUGGGUGUUUGUGAUUAGAUUAAGCCUGGACUCUGGAUAUGGCUUUUUUUUUGUUUUGUUUUACGACUUUUGCAAAAUUGUAAACUGCUUAGAAACUUGUGUUGAUCUUUACAAUAUCUAAUGGGCUGACUGGGUGCAAGAGAAGUUGUAGAUUUUCUUCUUUUUGAAUCUUUUAUUGUAUCUGAAGCAAUAUAUCCCUCAGUAGAGCGAGUGUUUUCGGUCUUUGACACGUUGUCACGGAGGCCUACGGUGCAUAUGUGUAUUUGUACUUGUCAGAAACAGCAAAGAGCAACUUUUUGGAUAGAAUUAGGUAAGUGGUGGGAAUUGUUGCACCUUUAGGACGCCAUCAAUCCUUGGCAACCUGAUAUGUGUUUCUUGGUUUGUUUGUGUGCUAGUAGAGAGGAAGUAGACCCUCUUCCCAUGUUUAAAUCUGAAACUAGACCGAUAACGUUAUUCUAAAUGCAUAAAUACAUUGGCUCGAGUAAAAGACAAACUUAAAACUCAUUUUAACUGGGAGAUUUGAAGGAAAAUUGAAGACCUAUCACAGAAAAUAACCAAAGUCUUACUGCAUAAAGAGUGUUAGGUAUUGUUGUACAAUCUAAGUCUAAAUCUCUAAAUCCCUCAGAGAACUGAACAUCUAUUAUAUAAUGUUUUGCUACGUCUUUUAAGGGCUCGCAGAAUGCAUCAGUGCUCACGUUGUUAAUACCUUGAAUAACUAUGCAAUACAUUUUUAUACUUUUAUAAUUUUAAUUGUAUUAUUCAUCUUUAGAAAAGCUCCUGUGUUAUAUAAUUUCUAAUGUAAGAACACAGACAAUCACUUGUACAAUUCAACCUCAUUGUUUUCUGAUUGAUGAGUAGACUCCAGUAGAUUUACCCGGUUGAGGUUCAGCCUGUUUGUUGUGCGGUACUGACCUCUAGAGGUAGUGAAAGUAACCUGUUUCUUGCCAUUUAGAGAUAUACUGUAAAUCACUGCAUUAUAAUUUAGUAAUUUGAUUAUUACUGAAAUAAAUUUAAUGUUGGUUUGGUAUCACUGGUUGAGCGAAUUAACAUAUAACCCUGUACGUGCAGUGCUGAGAUCACAUUUCUGUGUCGUUAGAUGUAAAAAUUUAAUAAAUUCUCAGAUUGUGUAACUUCACAA
Mugil cephalus (flathead mullet) is the source of this 2613-nucleotide messenger RNA. RefSeq names its product growth arrest-specific protein 2 (gene gas2a). Gene Ontology annotation, molecular function: cytoskeletal adaptor activity; actin filament binding; microtubule binding. The transcript is spliced from 8 exons. The coding region runs from base 272 to 1285 and encodes 337 amino acids. Gene Ontology annotation, cellular component: actin filament. NCBI's taxonomy places the organism in Eukaryota, Metazoa, Chordata, Actinopteri, Mugiliformes, Mugilidae. The record is from RefSeq and is a predicted model, not a curated record. Gene Ontology annotation, biological process: actin crosslink formation.